AUGUGUUCUCUCCAUUUAGGAAAGAAUACUGAAAAAUAUCUGACAGGAAAUCGCACAAAUUCGGUGUUUCAUGGAUCUCAGCCUGUUUCAUCCGGAACACAUGUGAAUGAACAAGAUAUAGCGAUCAGCCCAACGACAACACAGGUUCGAUCAGAGCAAGGAGCCACAGCUGCAAUUCAAGAGAAGUCUGAUAUUCGAGUCCAAGCAGAUGAACACCCGGAAUACCCUCACGGACUUAAGCUUGCUACGAUCACGGUUGCUGUAGCGCUGUCAGUCUUCCUCGUGGCCUUGGACAACACAAUCAUCGCAACAGCAAUACCCCGAAUCACAGAUCGAUUCCACGCAAUCGACGACGUGGGUUGGUAUGCAUCAGCAUACCUUCUCACAACCUGCUCCGUCCAGCUUCUCUUCGGCAAGCUUUACACCCACUUCAACAUAAAAGUUGUCUUUCUUUCGGCAAUUGCACUCUUUGAGCUUGGGUCGCUGAUUUGCGGUGUCGCACCAACCUCAAAUGCCUUGAUUGUUGGUCGAGCAAUUGCAGGGCUCGGCUCUGCUGGUGUGUUUAACGGGGGAGUGAUCAUCAUCUCGCGAACUGUCCCGCUUGUGAGACGGCCGAUUUAUGUUGGGAUUGUUGGAGCAAUGUAUGGGAUUGCUUCUGUCGCUGGACCUCUUAUGGGAGGAGCUUUCACUGAUCAUCUGACUUGGCGUUGGUGCUUUUACAUCACCCCGGAAAUGGAACAUGCACCGAUGGCUUCCAAAGCUCGCAUCAUGCAACUGGACCCUCUUGGAACUAUUCUCUUCCUUCCCGGAAUUAUAUGUCUGCUACUUGCUCUGCAAUGGGGUGGAUUGACAUAUCCAUGGAGCAGUAGUCGGGUCAUUGCUCUGCUCGUCGUUUUCGCGGUGCUCAUCUCGAUCUUCAUCGUCGUGCAGAUACGCAAUCCAGAGAAUGCUACCGUCCCACCUAGGAUAAUAUCCCAGCGCUCGAUGGCUUUUGGCUCUUGGUACAUCUUUACGCUGUCGUCCGCCUUCUUCAUCGCCUUGUACUAUCUUCCAAUUUGGUUUCAGGCAAUCAAAGGUGCCUCCGCCGUUCACUCUGGCAUCAUGAAUCUCCCAUUACUUCUUGGGGUAGUGUUUAUGGCUAUGAUUGCUGGAUUUGCCAUCACCCUUAUUGGCUACUACACACCAUUCAUCAUCAUGUCAACAGUGGUAGCUUCACUCGGCAUGGGUCUCCUCUCAACGCUAAAACCAGACUCAAGACAUUCAAUGUGGAUUGGCUACGAAUGUCUUUUUGGUCUCGGUAUAGGCGCUGGGCUGAUGCAAAGCGUGAUGAUAGCCCAAACUGUGCUGGAUAUCGACGACACCCCGACCGGCAUAAAUCGGCUGGUGGCAAAUCUCGAGGCAGUCUUUCCUGGUCUGGAUCCGUCGAUGUUGUUGGGGAGUACGGGAGCGACGAACUUGCAGGAUGUGGUGCCGCCGGAGUACUUACCACGAGUUUUGGUUGCGUUUAACAAGGCUCUUUCGUCUACGUUCUAUGUGGGAGCUGCCAUGGCGAGCCUGUCGAUUUUCGGGAGCCUUGGGGUAGAGUGGAAGUCUGUAAAGGGUCCAAGUGAUCACGUAGUCACUGUGUGA
This is a messenger RNA of Hyaloscypha bicolor E, 1629 nucleotides long. Its product is annotated as MFS general substrate transporter. The record is from RefSeq and is a predicted model, not a curated record. Gene Ontology annotation, biological process: transmembrane transport. The transcript is spliced from 5 exons. Bases 1 to 1629 code for a protein of 542 amino acids. Gene Ontology annotation, molecular function: transmembrane transporter activity. Lineage: Eukaryota; Fungi; Ascomycota; Leotiomycetes; Helotiales; Hyaloscyphaceae.